AUGUCAGGUAUAGCACUUGGACGACUCGGUGAGGAGAGGAAAGCUUGGAGAAAAGAUCACCCAUUUGGCUUUGUGGCCAAACCAACAAAAAAUCCUGAUGGCACAUUGAAUCUUUUGAAUUGGGAAUGUAAAAUACCAGGCAAGAAAGGGACACCAUGGGAGGGUGGUCUGUAUAUGCUGAGAAUGCUUUUCAAAGAUGAUUACCCAAGUUCACCUCCAAAGUGUAAAUUUGAGCCGCCACUGUUUCACCCAAAUGUGUACCCGUCUGGUACAGUCUGUCUUUCAUUGCUGGAUGAGGAAAAAGAUUGGCGCCCAGCUGUUACCAUAAAACAGAUUCUCCUUGGCAUCCAGGAACUUCUGAAUGAACCAAAUAUAAAAGAUCCUGCACAGGCUGAGGCAUAUACAAUUUAUUGCCAAAACCGUGCGGAGUAUGAGAGACGUGUCAGAGAGCAAGCUUCCAGAUUCCGGGAUCCAACCUACAAGUAA
Candidula unifasciata is the source of this 486-nucleotide messenger RNA. The record is from the annotation of a GenBank genome assembly. Lineage: Eukaryota; Metazoa; Mollusca; Gastropoda; Stylommatophora; Geomitridae.